AUCGCGUUGUGCAAAAGCUAGAAAACGUGACCUCUCUGGCUCGCUCUCCACUACAGUAUUUAAGCAAUUACUGAAAUAAAGGGCAAGUCAAUUUGCAACGAAACACAGCAGAGACGACCCAUCAUCACCUUCAGUCAAUUUGCAACUUCUCUCUUCUUUUCUCUUCUCUCUGAAUCUUUCGCUCUCCCCAGAAACAACGUGAGACGAACAGAAUGUGUUCUUCAGAAGGAGAUUGCAGGCCUUUGGGUUUCCUACUCGGCCUUCCCUUUGCUUUUCUCUCCCUCCUCCUCUCCGUCGUCGGCAUCGUCAUCUGGAUCGUCGGAUUGUUGCUGACAUGCAUCUGCCCCUGCUGCUUGUGCGUGACGGUGAUAGUGGAGCUGGCUCUGGAGUUGGUCAAGGCCCCAAUUCAUGUCAUGGAGUGGUUCACCUCUCAAAUCCCCUGUUAAUCUCAUCCUCAUGGUUAUGCAAAUACCUUGGCUCUAUUUUCUUUUCCAAAUUUUAUAGCCUUAUGGGGUUUCCAUGUUCAUUAGCUUGGCUUGUCUCUCUGUAUAAUGUUUAGGAGAUGCUGAUAUGAUAGGUUUGCCGAUUGCAAUUUCUCAUUUGAGUUCUAAGUUCUCAACUAUUGUUACUACGAGGCUUUGCACUUGCUAGUUUGCCCCCACCCCCCAAUGGUAACUAGUACUCUGUUGAGAUGUUAUAUUUUAUAUUUUGGAACGUAACUUAGCAUGUUUAUACUAUAGAAAAAGAACUAAAACGUUACAUUGGAGAAUUGGGAUUAAUCU
This is a messenger RNA of Fragaria vesca subsp. vesca, 782 nucleotides long. RefSeq lists its product as uncharacterized. The record is from RefSeq and is a predicted model, not a curated record. The coding region runs from base 213 to 446 and encodes 77 amino acids. The transcript has 2 exons. Lineage: Eukaryota; Viridiplantae; Streptophyta; Magnoliopsida; Rosales; Rosaceae.